Molecule: messenger RNA, 1176 nt
Organism: Myotis brandtii (Brandt's bat)
Lineage: Eukaryota; Metazoa; Chordata; Mammalia; Chiroptera; Vespertilionidae
Gene: MCEE
Product: methylmalonyl CoA epimerase
Exons: 5
Coding region: 122-772 (216 amino acids)
Biological process (GO): L-methylmalonyl-CoA metabolic process
Cellular component (GO): mitochondrion
Molecular function (GO): methylmalonyl-CoA epimerase activity
Source: RefSeq, a predicted model, not a curated record
GACUUCCUCCAUGGUGAUGGCCGGCAGGUUGGACACAACUUUAAUCUCCGGAACGGGCUGGAAAAGAGACGACACAUGGAUUAGGAACUCCUAGAAACAGACUCUGAUAAGCAGAAGCCCAAUGAAGGGCUGGUCUCCCCAAAGCUCAGCCAGGGCCGUGACCACAGCCGCUCCGUGUCCACGCAGGAGGGCUCGCUCACGGACCUGCCCCAUCCCACCUACGGCCGUCCCAGAGAAAGCAGCUCCCACCCCUGAAACGACUGCUCACCUCACAGAGAGGCUGUUCUCACGACUGCAGGCUCCCGUUCCAACAGUGAGAGCCUUUUCCACCCCCCAGUCCUCACGUCCUGUGGCCGGUGCUGCCGUGUGGGCCCUGGGGCGCCUCAAUCAUGUGGCCGUGGCCGUGCCGGACCUGGAAAAGGCCCGGGCGUUUUAUCGGGACGUUCUGGGGGCCCGGGUCAGUGAGGUGUCCCCUCUUCCUGAGCACGGGGUGUCUGUGGUUUUCGUCGAUCUCGGGAACACCAAACUGGAGCUGCUUCACCCGCUGGGAAAGGACAGUCCGAUCGCGGGGUUUCUGCAGAAAAACAAGGCCGGAGGCAUGCACCACGUCUGCAUUGAGGUGGAUGACAUCAAUGCCGCUGUGAUGGACUUGAAAGAGAAGAAGAUCCGCAGUCUAAGUGAUGAGGCCAAGAUCGGGGCCCACGGAAAACCCGUCAUCUUCCUGCACCCCAAGGACUGUGGGGGCGUCCUGGUGGAGCUGGAGCAGGCCUGAUGCAUGUGAGAAGCUGCGAUGGUGGCCGGGAAGCUCCUCAGGGUACUUGGGCUUCGAAUCCUUCACUCCUUCGGUCACUUCCAAGUUAAAAACCAGAUUACAGAAUGAGAUUCAAAAAAUUAUAUAUACGUGUGUAUAUAUACAGUGUGUGUCCCCCAGAAAUGUAUACACACUUUGAAUAAUUAUGAAUUCCAAUGGGUUAAAUCUGAAAAGAAAGAGACAUCAAUUGAGCGUCAGCUAAGUGUAUCUACAUUUUUGGGGGACACACACACUGUGUGUGUGUGUGUGUGUGUGUGUGUGUGUGUGUGUGUGUGUAUUUGAUUUGGAGAAAAUUUUGAUCACUGAAUGCCUAAGGAAUAUUAUUAAAAUCAUAUUCAUAGAAAUAAAUUCUUCCUGUUCUACAA